Sphaeramia orbicularis (orbiculate cardinalfish) is the source of this 3095-nucleotide messenger RNA. RefSeq names its product tubulin gamma complex component 2 (gene tubgcp2). NCBI's taxonomy places the organism in Eukaryota, Metazoa, Chordata, Actinopteri, Kurtiformes, Apogonidae. Gene Ontology annotation, cellular component: gamma-tubulin complex; spindle pole; microtubule organizing center. The transcript has 18 exons. The record is from RefSeq and is a predicted model, not a curated record. Bases 114 to 2759 code for a protein of 881 amino acids. Gene Ontology annotation, biological process: spindle assembly; cytoplasmic microtubule organization; meiotic cell cycle. Gene Ontology annotation, molecular function: gamma-tubulin binding; microtubule minus-end binding.
GAAAAAUUUUACCAGUGGUGGGCGCGUUGUAGUGGCUGUGGUUGUUUUUGUGCUGUUGUGUGUCGCUGUAACGUUUUGUUUAGUGGUGGACAGGACUGACAGCUGUUUAAAACAUGAGUGAGUUUAGGAUUCACCACGACGUGAAUGAGCUGCUCAGUCUGCUUCACGUACGAGGUGGUGAUGGAGCAGAGGGAUACAUUGAUUUACUGCAGAAGCAUAGGACCCCUUAUGUCACUACUACAGUGUCUGCUCACAGUGCCAAGGUCAAACUAGCAGAGUUUUCUAAAACACCUGAGGACUUCUUGAGGAAGUAUGAGGAACUCAAAUCCAAAAAUGUUCGUAACCUGGAUCCUCUGGUCUAUCUGCUGUCCAAGCUUUGUGAGGAUAAAGAGACUCUUCAGUUUCUUCAGCAGAAUGCCAAGGAGAGGUCAGAGUCUUCAGCAAACACAACUUCAACCACAACUACUAGUUAUACUCUGCCGCAGACCAGCACCAAGAUGUCAAUACAGGAGUUGGAUGAAUUGCGAAAGAAGCUCGGCAAUGUGACAGCUAGCUCCAAUGCUCCUAUGCCUGCUGAAGUCACUCGGAAGAUGCUGAGGGAUAGACAUAAUAAGAAGAAUCCUACUCAGCCCAAUCCUGUUUUUCCUAACUGGGUGUAUGACCGCCCUGCACUGCUUGGUGACUUCAUGACUGGCUCCACCCCAACAGGAGAACCAGCUGUGGCCAUCGGUACAUUGCCCCUGGGGGCUCAGGAGCAGGCUCUGGUGGAAGAUCUGCUGUUUGUACUAAUCGGAGUUGAUGGUAGAGACAUCACAGCUCAACCUGUACUGGGGAGGCAGAACCGCUCCUUCAUUGUAGAUUCAACACUGGACAUGUCCAUUAAGGAACUGGUCAACAGAAUUUUACCAGUUGCAUCAUAUUACUCUACUAUAACACGAUUCAUUGAGGAGAAGUCGUCUUUUGAGUAUGGGCAGGUGAACCACGCUUUAACAGCAGCCAUGAGGACCCUGAUGAAAGAAUAUCUAAUCCUUGUAACUCAGCUUGAGCACCUUCAGCGGCAGGGCCUGCUGUCUCUGCAGAAGCUCUGGUUCUAUAUCCAGCCCACCAUGAGGACCAUGGAGAUACUGGCCUCUAUUGCCUCCUCAGUGGACAAGGGAGAGUGUAUGGGUGGGUCAACAUUGAGCCUUCUCCAUGACAGAACCUUCAACUACACCGGUGACAGCCAGGCUCAGGAGCUGUGUCUGUACCUCACUAAAGCUGCCAGUGUCCCCUACUUCGAAAUACUAGAGAAAUGGAUUUACAGGGGCAUCAUCAAGGAUCCAUACAGUGAGUUCAUGGUGGAAGAGCAUGAGCUUCAAAAGGAGAAGAUUCAAGAGGACUACAACGACAAGUACUGGGAUCAGCGAUACACCAUUGUGCAGCAUCGGAUACCGUCCUUUUUGCAGAAAAUGGCAGAUAAAAUAUUAAGCACAGGAAAGUAUCUGAAUGUUGUGCGAGAGUGUGGACGUGAUGUGACGUGUCCAGAUGCUAAGGAAGUCUUGUACACCCUGAAAGAGAGGGCUUAUGUGGAGCAGAUAGAGAAAGCCUACAACUACGCCAGCAAGGUGCUGCUAGACUUCCUCAUGGAAGAAAAGGAGCUGGUGUCACGCCUCAGGUCAAUCAAGCACUACUUUUUGAUGGACAAGGGUGAUUUCUUUGUGCACUUCAUGGACCUGACGGAGGAAGAGCUGAAGAAACCAGUUGAUGACAUUGUUCCUCCCAGACUUGAGGCCCUUCUGGAAUUGGCUUUGAGGAUGAGCACUGCAAACACAGACCCAUUUAAAGAUGACCUCAAGAUUGACUUAAUGCCUCAUGAUGUCAUCACCCAACUGCUGAGGGUACUCGCCAUUGAAACCAAGCAAGAAAAAGCCAUCAUCAACGCAGACCCUACUGAUGCAGCCCUAAGUGGCCUGGAGGCCUUCUCCUUUGACUAUAUUGUCAAAUGGCCACUCUCACUCAUCAUCAACAGGAAAGCAUUGACAAGAUACCAGAUGCUGUUCAGGCAUAUGUUCUACUGCAAACACGUCGAGAGGCUGCUGUGUAACAUCUGGAUCAGCAACAAAGAUUUCAAGCAGUAUUCAUUACACUCUGCCAAAUGGUUUGCUGCCGCGUUCGCCCUUCGACAGCGGAUGCUUAACUUUGUGCAGAACAUCCAGUACUACAUGAUGUUUGAGGUGAUGGAGCCCACAUGGCACGUCAUGGAAAACAACCUGAAAACAGCAUCAAACAUUGAUGACGUGCUUUGCCAUCACACCAGUUUCCUAGACAACUGCCUGAAGGACUGCAUGCUGACGAACCCUGAGCUUCUCCGAAUCUUCUCCAAACUCAUGUCUGUCUGUGUCAUGUUCACCAACUGCAUGCAGCGGUUCACUCAGAGCAUGAGGAUGGAGCGUCUCUCAAUGGAGCAUGGGACAAUGGACGGACCUCCCACCCAGAGUGAACAAGUUGAUGAGGCAGAGAAGAAGAGGCUGACCACCAAGUUGUUAGCUGAACAUGUGGAUGCCCUCCAGUCUGACGCAGGCUUUGAGGCCACCAUCAGCAAGUUUGACAGUAACUUCAGCAUGCUCCUGCUCGACCUGCUGGACAAGCUCAGCAUCUACAGCACCAACGACUGUGAACACAGCAUGAUCAGCAUCAUCUACAGGCUUGAUUUUAAUGGGUUCUACACCGAGCGGCUAGAGAGGAUGGCCAUCGAGCGAAGUCAGAAAGCAGCUGCAUAGCAAGUGGCACUUCUAUGGAAAAACAGUCACUUAGCAAUAAAACAUUCUAUGUCCAUCUGUCUCAAUGUCAGCCAUCCAGAUAAUCACCACACACAGAUACUGGCUAUUAAUGCAAAGAGCUGUUAUGUCAUUGUAUAUACACUGUGUAUUCUAUGAAAUGCAGACUUAUAGUGUAUGUUUUAAGCCUUAUUUCAUGAAUCCAAAUGUAAAUUCUGAAAAGUAUGGCGCUACAGUGAAAUAUUCAAUUCAGAUGCUCUUAUGGGUAACUUAUUGUACAUGUACAAUGAAAAUGUAUGUUUGUAUUGCACUUCAUUAAAAAGCAGACUUUACUCAUUG